GGGGUUUGCGUUCCCAGAGUUCCUAUUGGGUUAACAGUGCAGGCUCUAAGAUGGCGGCAGUGGCAAGCUGCGGCAGUGGCGCGGGGAGUACUGGGUCUGCAGUGGCGACAGCCAGCAAGAGCAAUGUCACCAGUUUCCAGAGGAGGGGUCCUAGAGCCAGCGGGACCAACGACAGCGGCCCUCGACUGGUGUCCAUUGCGGGCACGCGACCGUCGGUGCGGAAUGGACAGCUGCUGGUAUCAACCGGGCUCCCAGCCCUGGACCAGCUCUUAGGUGGAGGUUUAGCCAUUGGAACAGUUCUUCUAAUUGAGGAGGAUAAAUAUAAUAUUUACUCACCUUUGCUCUUCAAGUGUUUCCUGGCAGAAGGAAUUGUCAAUGGGCAUACUUUGUUGGUUGCAUCUGCUAAAGAGGAUCCUGCCAACAUUUUACAGGAACUUCCAGCACCAUUACUUGAUGAUAAUAGUAAGAAGGAAUUUGAUGAAGAUGUGUAUAAUCAUAAAACACCAGAAUCUAAUAUUAAGAUGAAAAUAGCUUGGCGUUACCAGUUAUUACCCAAGAUGGAGCAGAUUGGACCAGUAUCAUCACGAUUUGGUCACUAUUAUGAUGCAUCAAAAAGAAUACCACAAGAACUAAUUGAGGCUUCAAACUGGCAUGGAUUUUUUCUUCCAGAGAAAAUAUCUUCAACUCUCAAAGUAGAACCCUGUUCUUUGACCCCUGGCUACAUAAAGCUGCUUCAGUUUAUCCAGAACAUUAUUUCCGAGGAAGGAUUUGAUGGAUCCAAUCCUCAGAAAAAACAAAGAAACGUUUUAAGAAUAGGAAUUCAGAAUCUUGGCUCACCUUUAUGGGGAGAUGAUAUUUGCUGUGCAGAAAAUGGUAGCAACAGUCACAGCCUUACCAAGUUCCUCUAUGUUCUCCGUGGUCUUCUGAGAACCUCUCUUUCAGCCUGCAUCAUCACAAUGCCAACACAUCUGAUCCAGAAUAAAGCCAUUAUUGCCCGUGUCACAAACUUGUCAGAUAUAGUAAUUGGUCUGGAAUCAUUUAUUGGUUCUGAGAGAGAAACUAAUCCAUUGUAUAAGGAUUAUCAUGGCUUGAUUCAUAUACGGCAGAUUCCUCGGCUUAAUAACUUGAUCUGUGAUGAAUCAGAUGUCAAAGACUUAGCUUUUAAAUUAAAAAGGAAGCUGUUCACUAUUGAGGACUGAUUGGUCUAUAAAAAUACUAAGGCCAAAAGCCAAUCAUGAAAAAAGUAGCCAAGAAGAGCGCUAUUUCAGGUAAUCUUUUUUGCUUUUUAUUUAGCUCUUGAAUAUCCAUUCUGUACUGUUUUGUUUGUUUUGUUUUGCCAUACUUUAGUACAUGGAAAACAUCGUGCAUUUCUUUUAUAAAGUAUCAAACUUUGAGAAAUGUUGUUCUUUUAGAGCAUAGAUGUUAUGAACGUAGGUAUUUUUAUUCAUCAUUGUAUCUCCUUUUCCUAGUUCAUUGCCUGAUCAUAUAGGUGCUCGUCAAAUAUUGCAUGAAUGGAUAAAUGAAUGAAUGUCCUCUUGAUAUUGCUCAAAACAUAUAAAAGGGUGUGACCAUUAAAAAAUUCAUUUCAGUUAUAUGGAAUAGUUUGAUAGUGUGAAUACAGUUUUCUGUAGAUGCUUAAUAUACUUGUAAGGUUUUACAUAAGUAAAAUAACCUUCAAAAAAUAUCAGCUAAUAAUACAAUGAGCUGUUAUUGUUGAAAACAGUUCAUGAGACUUACGAGUUACAGAUGAAAUAAUUAUGUAAAAUGGAAUUUUAACACAUUUUGCAUAUUCUACACUUUUAUUUAAAUACACAUUAUCAGUAAAGUAACUGAUAUCACUUCCAUAACAGAAUCUAGGACUAAUCCUUAUUGAAAAAUCAUCCCAUUGAUCUCUUUAUUAUACACUCGAAGCUGACCAAAUUCCAGUCUAGUUCUUCAGUUUGGCUUCUUCAGAAUUUCCUCCUGAGAAACCAUUCUGAUCCAAACAGAAAUUUAAAUUAAGGCCAACUAUAUUUAGGAGAAAAGCUGUAAAUUUACAGUGUGUGAUUUAUAACUGAAUGCAUUUCAUUAAGAUAUGUUAUUGACUUAAUGUGUAAUUCCGUCAAAAACAAAAAAGUACAUGUAAAGAUAUUUUGGAAAUGUUAUCUACUCUUAGUAGUACUAUAGACAUGAGCAAUUAAUUUGGCAUUCAAUUAUUAUAACAUUCCAAUCAUUUUAUUGGAAAGGUUAUUAAGCUUUUGUCCAUGUAAAAGUGGGUAAGUAAAGGGCAAUAUUAAAGCAACUAUGCCCAUGUUGCAAUAGAACAUGUACUUAGCAAACUAUGGUCCAUGGGGCAAAUCCAGCUCCAUGAGUUUUUUUUUAAAUACAUUUUAUUGUAACAGCCAUUCCUAUCAUUUUGUAUAUGGCUGUUUUCACAGUGCAUCACUAAGUUGAGAUCUUAUGGCCUGCGAAGCCAAAAAUAUUUUCUGUCUCGUCAUUCACAAAGAAAAUGUUCUGUGAAGAAGAACCCCUACUUUAAAGAGCCACAUACUUUACAGAAAAUUUACUGAGAGAGUUGUCAAUUUGGUGAUAAUGAUUUAUACUCUUAAAAUUAAGCUUUAUUUGAAAAAUAACAAACACAUACAAUCAUUUGCUGUGUAAUUUGCACUUGUAGAAUUUAAUGCGAUGUCUUUCAGAAAAUACCUAGAUUUUUCAAACAGUCUGCGUUAAUGUCUGUCCGAGAAAAUACCUAGAUUUCAUAAAAGGUUAAAAUUGGAAGGGAGCUUAAAGUGCUUCAAAGCCAGCUUCUCAUUGUGUGCACAUAUUUUCUCAUCCAGCCUCUCUGUAAUCAUGUGGAACUCACUUUCUUAGAGGCACCUCAUUUCAGACUCUACCAGAUUCUUUCAAAUGCUAAAGCGACCUCUUAACCAUUAGUACUAAUUCAGUUUUCUGAAGCCACAGAUAAAUUGCUAUUUUCGAUAUAAUGUUACUGGAUUGAUAAUAAAUACCUAAUAUA
Macaca mulatta (Rhesus monkey) is the source of this 2995-nucleotide messenger RNA. Lineage: Eukaryota; Metazoa; Chordata; Mammalia; Primates; Cercopithecidae. The record is from RefSeq and is a predicted model, not a curated record.